This is a messenger RNA of Lachancea fermentati, 3168 nucleotides long. The record is from the annotation of a GenBank genome assembly. NCBI's taxonomy places the organism in Eukaryota, Fungi, Ascomycota, Saccharomycetes, Saccharomycetales, Saccharomycetaceae.
AUGGCAAAGAAAGCUAUUGAUUCGCGUAUCCCAGCACUUAUCAGAAAUGGGGCGCAGACCAAACAGCGAAGCUUCUUCGUAAUCGUUGGUGACAAGGCUCGUAAUCAAUUGCCCAAUCUUCAUUAUUUGAUGAUGAGUGCAGACCUGAAGAUGAAUAAGUCGGUUCUUUGGGCUUACAAAAAGAAGCUUCAAGGAUUCACUUCGCACCGCAAGAAGAGAGAAGCUAAAAUAAAGAAGGAAAUAAAGAGAGGUACCAGAGAAGUGAACGAACAAGAUCCUUUUGAAACGUUCAUCUCAAACCAGAGCAUUCGAUACGUUUACUACAAGGAAACUGAGAAGAUUCUCGGUAACACUUACGGUAUGUGUAUUUUGCAGGACUUUGAAGCGUUGACACCCAAUCUGCUGGCUAGAACGGUAGAGACGGUCGAGGGUGGUGGUAUCGUGGUGAUAUUGUUGAAAUCGGUGGCUUCGUUGAAGCAGCUCUACACCAUGACAAUGGAUAUUCACGCAAGAUAUAGAACGGAAGCACACAACGAUGUGGUUGCUAGAUUCAACGAGCGUUUCAUUUUAUCGCUAGGUUCCAAUGAAAACUGUUUGGUUGUUGAUGACGAAUUGAACGUUCUACCGAUAUCUGGCGGUAAAAACGUUAAGCCUCUCCCACCUAAGGAUGACGAUGAGAUUCCAGUCAAACAGCAAGAACUGAUGGAACUCAAGGAAUCGCUAGAGGACGUCCAGCCGGCAGGAUCUUUGGUCUCGCUUUCCAAGACUGUUAAUCAAGCCAAAGCAAUCUUGACUUUCAUUGAUGUUAUAUCUGAAAAGUCUCUAAACUCCACUGUCGCUCUUACCGCGGGUAGAGGUAGAGGUAAGUCUGCUGCAUUGGGUAUUGCUAUUGCGGCUGCUGUUUCUCAUGGAUACUCAAAUAUUUUUGUCACUUCUCCUUCACCAGAGAACUUGAAAACUCUUUUUGAGUUUGUUUUCAAGGGUUUUGACGCUUUAGGAUAUCAAGAGCAUUUGGAUUACGACAUCAUUCAAUCAACAAAUCCAUCAUUCAAUAAAGCGAUUGUGAGAGUGGAUAUUAAGAGGGACCACAGACAAACUAUUCAGUAUAUUGUUCCCAAUGAUUCACAUGUGUUAGGUCAAGCAGAAUUGGUGGUCAUUGAUGAAGCUGCAGCUAUUCCAUUGCCGGUCGUCAAGAAAUUAUUGGGACCUUACCUAGUUUUUAUGGCAUCCACCAUCAAUGGUUAUGAGGGCACCGGCAGGUCUUUGUCAUUAAAGUUAAUUCAACAAUUGAGGGAGAAUUCCGGUACCACUGGACGGGAGUCUUCUGAGACUGUUCUAAUUUCUAGGGACAAUCAGAAGCAAGACCGUCAAGUUUCUGGCCGUACCUUGCAAGAAGUUGUUCUGGACGAACCUAUAAGAUACGCACCAGGUGAUCCUGUAGAAAAAUGGCUGAACAAAUUGUUGUGCUUGGACGUGACUUUGAUCAAAAAUCCUAGAUUUGCUGCUCGAGGCACUCCACAUCCAUCACAAUGCAACCUCUUCAUAGUUAACAGAGAUACGUUAUUUUCAUAUCAUCCUGUUUCUGAGAGCUUUUUGGAGAAGAUGAUGGCACUUUACGUUGCGUCACACUAUAAGAAUUCUCCUAAUGAUUUACAGCUAAUGAGUGAUGCUCCAGCCCACCAACUCUUUGUAUUACUUCCUCCAAUUGAUCCAAAAGAUGGUGGAAGAAUUCCAGAUCCUCUAGUGGUAAUCCAAGUCGCCUUGGAGGGUGAAAUCUCCAAAGAAAGCGUUAGAAAUUCUUUAUCCCGUGGCCAAAGAGCUGGUGGUGACUUGAUUCCAUGGCUCAUUUCCCAACAAUUCCAGGACGAAGAAUUUGCGGGUUUAAGCGGUGCUCGUAUUGUAAGAAUUGCUACAAAUCCCGAAUAUUCCUCUAUGGGUUAUGGUUCGCGUGCUAUUGAAUUACUAAAAGACUAUUUUGAGGGCAAAUUUGCUGAUUUAAGUGAAGACAUGCGACCAAAGGAAUUCAGCAUUAAAAGAAUAGAUGAUAGCAGCCUGCAAAACACUAAUCUAUUGAAGGACGAAAUAAAGUUGAGAGAUGCCAAAACUUUGCCACCAUUGCUUUUGAAACUUUCUGAGCAACCACCACAUUACUUACAUUAUUUGGGCGUUUCAUAUGGUUUAACCAACACUCUUCAUAAGUUCUGGAAGAAAAAUCGUUUCAUCCCAGUUUAUUUGCGUCAAACGGCCAACGAUUUGACGGGUGAACACACCUGCGUUAUGUUGAAUGUUCUCGAAGGAAGAGAGUCGACAUGGCUUGCCGCAUUUGCCAAGGACUUUCACAAAAGAUUUUUAUCGCUACUUUCUUAUGACUUCAAGACAUUUACUGCUGUUCAAUCUUUGAAUGUGAUUGAAAGUGCAAAGAGGGCUAAAUUGUUAGAAAACGGAGAGGCUGCCAAUAUUUUCGAUACGAAAGAACUCGACAAGGAGCAACUCGAUCAAAUUUUCUCUCCCUUUGAUUUGAAAAGGCUGGAUAGUUAUUCAAAUAACCUUUUAGACUAUCACGUUAUUGUUGAUCUACUUCCGCUGCUGGCCAUAAUUUAUUUCAGCGGCAAAAUGGGAAAUGGUGUUAGUCUCUCUAGCGUCCAGAGCGCCAUUCUCCUGGCAAUUGGAUUACAACACAAAAGUAUUGAUGCUAUCUCCAGUGAGCUAAAUUUGCCUUCGAAUCAAACUAUAGCAAUGUUUGCCAAAAUCAUGAGAAAAAUGUCGUUACAUUUCCGAGAGGUACUUUCGUCUUCAAUUGAGAAAACCAUGCCAGAAUUGCGCGACGAGAAUGUUGCGGAAAUGGACGGCGAAGAAAUAAAAGCACUUGAUGCCGCUGAUGCCAUUCAACAGAUGGAAGAAGAUCUUGAAGAGGCUGGUACGCAAGCAAUUCAAGAUAUGCGAGAAAAGCAAAAAGAACUAAUCAACUCCCUCAACUUGGACAAAUAUGCGAUAGAUGAAAAUGCCGAGGAAUGGAAUGGUUCGAAAGAAGAGCUACAGAAAGCUGCUAGAAAUAACGGUACCGUUCAUGUCAAAACAAAAAAGAAGAGACAAUCUGAAACGGCUGAAGAUGUCUACAGGCAAGAAAUUAAUGCCUUGAAGAGAGCUAAAAGGAAAAGCAAGAAAUAA